AUGGCACCCAAGAAAAAGAAGCCCAAAGCUAGGAAGGCCAAGGCCAAAGGCAAGGACCCAAGGAGUGCUCUGCCCUACGUCAGUGAGAAGGAGCUGGCCCUGCAGAAGGAAUACGCCACCCUGACCGGGCACGUCGAAACGUACGCCCAGCGCGUGCAGCACUUCCAGUGGGAAAACGACUUCUUGGACAAGGAAGCCCAGCAGGUCCGGGAGGCCAACAAGGUCUACCUGUCCUACAUAACCAGGCGCACCGUGCGAUGCCAAAACGCCAUCAUUUCCCUGAACGACCAGAAUCGCUCAGACUUGGCACAGAUCCGGCAGCAGAAGGCAGCGCUGACUUCCCAGUACAAGGAAAAGGAGAAAGAGGUGAGGUGGCAGCUGAUGGAGAGGGAGGCUCAGCUCUCCCUUGUCAACAAGGAAAUGGAGGCAAUGCAGCCCUGGCAGGAGCUGCAGCGCGAGCAGCUGGCCCGGAUCCGGGAGCUGGAGAAGGAGCUGCUGGUCAUGAAAAUCCAGCACGCAGAGCAGAUGCACAAGGUCAAGAGCCGCUUCCUGCAGCAGACGGCGGACUACGAGAUGCAGUCCCGGCAGAAGGUCCAGACCCUGGCCAAGCUGGCCGAGAAGGAAGCCGUGCGCAGCCUGAUCCGGCACACCAAGCAGGUGAAAGCGGACAACUGGCGCCUGCGCCAUGAGCUGCUGGAGCUCCUCAGACAAGCCCAGGGGCUGAAGGCAUUGGUCCUCCGGCUGAGAGAGCGGCGGCAGCAGCUCCUGCAAGAGCACCAGUACCAGCAGGAGCUGGCGCGCCGGCGGGCCUGGCUACGGCACCGUGAGUCUCGGCUGACCGUCACGCCGGGCAGCAGCAGCUUCCGCUGCACCCCAGCAGCCAGGAGCCGGCUCAUCUCCCGCCGGGUGUCCAGCGCCUGA
Molecule: messenger RNA, 921 nt
Organism: Elgaria multicarinata webbii
Lineage: Eukaryota; Metazoa; Chordata; Lepidosauria; Squamata; Anguidae
Gene: CCDC166
Product: coiled-coil domain containing 166
Exons: 1
Coding region: 1-921 (306 amino acids)
Source: RefSeq, a predicted model, not a curated record